This is a messenger RNA of Ceutorhynchus assimilis (cabbage seed weevil), 702 nucleotides long. The record is from the annotation of a GenBank genome assembly. NCBI's taxonomy places the organism in Eukaryota, Metazoa, Arthropoda, Insecta, Coleoptera, Curculionidae.
AUGUUUUUUGAUCUCAAUCAAGAAUUAUUAUUACUUUAUCAUAAGGAGGAUAAUCAUCAGGCAACUACCAAAAUUGAUGGUAUUGAUAUUUCUGCAGCAACAUUGGCAGCUGAUCUAAAUAUAAACAAAAUCAAAGUCAUUUACCUUCACAAACCACCAAAAUGCCUUGCAAUCCUUGAAAAGUUAACCAAAAAGCACAAUGAACUUUGCCAUCUAGCUGAUCAUUUGAACGAUUACAUGGGCAUUAUAAUAUUUUUACAACUUGUUAGCAUUAUAGCUAACAUUGUAUGGUCAUUAACAGUAUUAUUCGAAUAUGACAUACGUGAAGUAGCUUUGAACAAAAUCAAUCCCCCUUUGAUUGCAUUGAUUUGCCAUAUUGUAUAUAAUUUAGUUUGGAUUUUAUCCAUGAUGGGACUAACAAUUUUUAUAGCCUUAGUAGGACGUGGUCUGACACAAGAAGGCCGUAAUACAAGCAUAUACAGCUACAAAAUUUUGGAAAAUCAAUGGUUUCAAGCUCAGGACGGCGAGGCGGCUCUCGUUAAAAGCCAGCUUAUUUUGUUAGCUAAACAAGCUGAAACUAGAUGUCCUGUACUAAGCGCUGCAGGAUUUUUCGUAGUCGAUUUGGAAAUUUUGGGAUUGGUUUUGGCCAAUGUUUUCGCUUUCGGUAUUGUUGCUGUACAGUUUGUUUUGAAUGAACAUUAA